This is a messenger RNA of Hyaloscypha bicolor E, 1731 nucleotides long. Its product is annotated as MFS general substrate transporter. Gene Ontology annotation, molecular function: transmembrane transporter activity. The transcript has 4 exons. Gene Ontology annotation, cellular component: membrane. Bases 1 to 1731 code for a protein of 576 amino acids. The record is from RefSeq and is a predicted model, not a curated record. NCBI's taxonomy places the organism in Eukaryota, Fungi, Ascomycota, Leotiomycetes, Helotiales, Hyaloscyphaceae. Gene Ontology annotation, biological process: transmembrane transport.
AUGGAUUCCCAGGACCAUGAAAGGCGGUCAGAGGAAAACCCAUCAGUGGAAAACUCGUCGGAGGAAAAACUUUCAGAAACCGUGAAAACCAGCAUCGAAUAUAGCGAGGAACCGGUACCGCAUCUCCAUGCGAAGACUUACCUCACCAUUUUUGCAGUUUGCCUCAUCUACUUCGCCCAAGUCAUCAAUGUUGUUGGAGCUGGUGCUCGCGCUCAAGAUAUUUCAGCUGUCCUCGGUGACUCGUUCAAGAGCGUCUGGCUGACCUCCUCUGUUGCCAUUCUGACCGCCGUUCUGAGCCCACCUGUUUCUCAGGCAGCUGACUAUUGGGGCCGUCGAUGGUUUUUGAUUGGCUUGACAACCUGUGGGGUUAUUGGGUCGAUAAUUGUUGCGCGAGCCACCUCCAUGGAUAUGGCCAUUGCUGGUGAGGUAGUAGCUGGUAUAUCCUUUGGCGCUCAACCACUUGUUCACGCCGUGGUAUCCGAGGUUCUACCCAGAAGACAUCGGGGCUUUGCUCAAGCGGCGCUUAACGUUGCUGCUUCUUUGGGGGGUAUUGUAGGACUUCUGGCGGGAGGUGCCAUGACUCGAAACGAUAACCAUGCUGGAUUCCGUAAUUAUUGGUACCUUUCGACUGCGAGCUAUGCAUUGGCGACCAUUCUUUGCGUCAUCUUCUACAACCCGCCCCCUCAAGCCUCGCAGCUGGGACUAACACAUAUGGAGAAACUUCGCAAGCUGGAUUGGAUUGGAUACUUCCUUCUGGCAUCCGGUCUAGUACUGUUCUGCAUCGGUCUCUCCUGGUCCCAAAACCCAUACGCCUGGACGGAUGCUCACAUUCUGGCUCCGUUCUUGAUCGGUGUCGCUCUCGUGUUUGGACUCGCUGUUUACGAGACGAAAUUCAAGAAGGACGGCAUGUUCCACCACGGCCUCUUCUUAAACGGCUGGAACUUCCCAAUUGCGUUAUUGUGCGUUUUCGUAGAAGGAUUGACUUUCUUCGCAGCAAACAAUUACUUUCCUUUCGAAGUCGCCGUAUUGUACGAGACAGAUCCCUUGAUUACGGGCCUUCGAUAUAGCAUCAGCUUCAUCUGCUUCUCUAUUUUCGCAGUUCUAGGCGGUGCCUUCUGCUCCAAGAUGAAAAUGGUUCGCUUCCCCACGGUCAUCGCAUUCUGUUUUAUGAUCAUAUUCUGCAUCCUCAUGGCAACAACAACGCCAGGUUCAUCAAAAGCUGUUUGGGGCUACCCGGUGUUCCUCGGCAUCGGUUUAGGAAUAUGUCUCUGUACUUUAGUUACAGUUGCUCAAUUGAGUACCCCUAAAGAGCUGAUCGCCACCACAAGCGGUCUUAUGAUCGGAGUGAGAUCUCUCGGUGGUUCAGUCGGUCUGGCAAUCUACAACGCCAUAUUUACAGCAAAGUUCACAGCGAACUUGGGUCCCAAAAUUGCAGGAGCUGUACUACCUCUCGGCCUUCCAGAAUCUUCACUUCCAGCACUCAUUGGCGAUUUGGCUGCAAACAAUCAAACAGCCAUAGCGACAGUGUCUGGAAUAACAUCUCAAAUUAUUGGUGCUGGUGUUGGGGGUCUCUUUGAUGCCUACAGCCUGGGAUUUCGAUUUGUCUGGGUCGCAGCAGGCUGCUUCAUGGCGCUGGCCACAAUUUGUGCCGUCUUCCUGGUCGACCCGGUCAAGGAAUUUAACAUGCAUAUCGAUGCACCAGCGGAGAAAGAGGAGGAUAUCUUCUCUUAG